Messenger RNA from Zingiber officinale, 2572 nucleotides. RefSeq names its product protein kinase PINOID-like. Lineage: Eukaryota; Viridiplantae; Streptophyta; Magnoliopsida; Zingiberales; Zingiberaceae. The transcript is spliced from 2 exons. Gene Ontology annotation, cellular component: plasma membrane; cytoplasm; nucleus. Gene Ontology annotation, biological process: protein phosphorylation. Gene Ontology annotation, molecular function: protein serine/threonine kinase activity; ATP binding. The coding region runs from base 588 to 1952 and encodes 454 amino acids. The record is from RefSeq and is a predicted model, not a curated record.
AAUGUCCCUUCCCCCAACAGGGGCGUCGAGAGGAGAGGCAGAGCGACCAUCGAAGGUGCUCUAAUGGCGGACCCCGUCACGAGUAGCGAUUCUUAGCUUCGGUUCUGUUGCUUUGUGGACGAAAAGGCCCGGAUUCGCUUGGUGGGGCGGAGGGCUAGAAGCAAAGCUAGGGUUUCUGGUUCUUCCCUGCCGCGCUCGGUGUCGGAUAAUGGAAAGGGGGCGAGACGCGACGGGGAGUGAGUGAGACCUGGCGAUUCCUAACUCCUUUGCUUCCUGUUCUUUGGCCGCUUCGAUUCGCGAGUACCGCAGCGAAUAGAAUCGCGGCCUCUCGUCACUGGUCCUGGGAUUUCUCUGUCUGCUUGGCGAAUCGCCCCCAUCUAUUGACGGGCAUCGUUGUGCUUGUCUCCAAUUGCGGCCGCGUUGCCUGAUUCCGGGAAAAGAUCCAAAGCGAGCUUCCUCUUUUGCCGGUCUUUCCUGUGCGUUCCUGUUGAGAAAGAUUGAAUUUUUAUGCUUCUCCACUCGCUUUGCUCGACAUUUAAGGUGUCGCGAUUUGAGGUGUUGAAUUGAAGCUCGAGGGGUGUUGAGAUAUGUUGGAUUUGGCGCUGGAUUCCGACGGCGAGGUCGGGCCGGAAGUGAUUAACUCGAGCCAUAGCUCGAUGAGCAGUAGCGGCGACAGCCGGAGUAGUUUCUCGCGUCUUUCCUUUGAUAAUGCUGCGCCUCCGCCGCCUCCGGCGACGGAGGAAGAGGCCGAGGUUUACGCCGCCCGUAGCCCCUCCGCUCUUGCCCAGCUUCCCUCCAAACCGCACCGCUCGUCGGACCCAGCCUGGGCCGCGAUUCGUUGCCGGUCCUUCCCCGCCAAUCUCUGUCACCGGGACUUCAAGCUCCUCCGCCGCAUUGGCAGCGGCGACAUCGGAACCGUCUAUCUUUGCCACCUACGAGAUGAGACCUCACCGCACCCAUACGCGAUGAAGGUGGUCGACAAGCUAGCGCUGUCGAAGAAGAAGAAGCUCAAUAGAGCGACGACGGAGAAGAGGAUCCUCCGGAUUCUCGAUCACCCUUUCCUCCCCAUCCUCUAUGCCGACUUCGAUGCCUCGCCGCACUAUUCUUGCGUCGUGAUGGAAUACUGCUGCGGCGGAGACCUUCACGCGCUACGCCACCGCCAGCCCAGCCUACGCUUCUCCGUGGCCGCCACCAGGUUCUACGCGGCGGAGGUGCUGCUCGCGCUGGAGUAUCUUCACAUGCUGGGCAUCGUCUACCGCGAUCUGAAGCCGGAGAACAUCCUCAUCCGCUCCGACGGCCACAUCAUGCUCUCCGACUUCGACCUAUCCCUUGAGUCCACCUCAGCCCCCACCCUCGAGCCCAUCGCCACCUCCGCCGCUGCCUACAGGGAUCACUCCGCCGUUGAACACGGAGAGUGCCUCCCCGCUGAACCCUCUUGCCUCCCCUUCCUCUCGCGUCGGCCGCCGCCCCGCUCAGCCGCAAAAACCGAACCCUGGCGCUUCGUGGCGGAGCCCAUCGAUGCCCGGUCGUGCUCCUUCGUGGGAACCCACGAGUACGUCGCGCCGGAGGUCGCCGCCGGCCAGCCCCACGGCAGCGCCGUCGACUGGUGGGCCUACGGCAUCCUCCUCUACGAGCUCCUCUACGGGCGCACCCCCUUCGCCGGGUCCACCAACCAGCGGACCCUCCGAAACAUCGUCAAGCAGCCGCUCUCCUUCCCGCCUGCAAACGCCACCUCCUUGCCGGCGAGGCACCUCAUCGCCGGCCUGCUCGCGAAAGACCCCACCGCGCGGCUCGGCUCCCGGCGCGGCGCGGCCGAGGUGAAGUCGCACCCUUUCUUCGCGGGCCUCAACCUGGCGCUCAUGCGGUCGAACAGGCCCCCCUUCGUGCCCGGUCCGACCCGGUCCAAUUCACGCAAGGAACACAGGACCAGGGACCGGUUCGAGUUCUUCUAGUUUCUACCCCUACCCGAACCCGGUUCACGACAUGUAUAGUUCGCCGAACUAUCUCAUUCGAAGGUCAAUCGACGCAAUUCCGACGGCGAACGGUGUAAGCGGAGCUACGACGCGUGUGUGUUUCGAAGACGCGUCCGGCAGCGAGAGCGACGCGUUCACGGGACUUGUCUCUGGUAAGAAGACAUGAAGCGAGCGCCGGCGCGAGUAGUAAAAGCUGAUUCUCAUGAGUUAUAAUAAAAGCUGCAUGGUAACGUGAUGGAGUAAUGGUUGCAUGCAGGGCAGGGUAGCAGGGCAGGCAGGCCACUGGAGCAAUGAAGAGGCAGAUGGAGAGGGAGCACGGACUGACGCUGGUGUCGAAUGGAGGGGAAAGCAGCAGGGGAGGGAGGGGAGAAGGAGAUGGAGAGGCAGCGGUGUGCGUAGUUGGUGGCGGCAAUGUGCGGAGGAAGAAACCGGUGAUCGAGGAUGACGAAGAAGUAAUUGAAUAGUAGCUUUGUGGAUCAUGAUAUGAAUGGAAUGUUUUACAUUUAACUAAAUUGUGUGUUAUUUCCGUCCGUUUCUAAACGAAUCAAUUUACUGUCCACUAAGAAUUAUACAAAAGACUAAAGUAUUAAUUUUAUUUG